Molecule: messenger RNA, 2135 nt
Organism: Vigna umbellata (rice bean)
Lineage: Eukaryota; Viridiplantae; Streptophyta; Magnoliopsida; Fabales; Fabaceae
Product: las1-like family protein
Biological process (GO): maturation of 5.8S rRNA; maturation of LSU-rRNA
Cellular component (GO): preribosome, large subunit precursor; Las1 complex
Molecular function (GO): endonuclease activity
Source: RefSeq, a predicted model, not a curated record
CAUAAUAGCAAGGAGUGAGUAAUCCGUGGAGAAUAUUAGGAUUGAAAAGAAGAGGGAAAUAGCAGCGCUGGAAGUGUGACUAAAAGCAGCGGUGCGUUAACACUUCGCCGCCACCUGAGAUGGAUCCGCCAUUGUUAUUAGGGUUCGAACAAGUAGCCAACGUGGUUGCAGAAUCGCCGUCGUCUUCAUCAAGCGCACGAAGAUUAGUGCCUUGGUUAAAUUGGGACGAGUGGCUCUUCGUCAAACGCGCUCUCUUCUCCAAUUCUCCUCACUCUGUUUCAUCAGCUCUCAAACGAAUAUCCACAUGGCGAAGUCGAGGUUCUUUGCCGGUUUUAAUCGAAGUCACUGCUUCCAUAAUCGAAAUUCAACUCAAAGACUCCUAUUUCAGGCAGGAUCAAUUGAAUGAAGCUUCUCUUUCAGAGGAGAUGCUUUCUAUGCUGUAUUGCAUGGCGAUCAUGAGGCUUGUGAAUUGUGCUGUUGAGAAGACGCGCAAGAAAGAAGUGGCAUCGAUUGCAGUGGCAGCUGAUGCAAUUGGUAUUCCGCGCAUGCUGAUUGAUAUUCGACAUGAGGGAUCACACCGUGAACUUCCAUCACUUAAGAUUGUUCGUAGUGCUUCUGUCAAGGCACUUGAUUGGUUAAAAUCUUAUUAUUGGGAGCCUCAGAGCAAAGCAAUUCCUUUUCAAGGUGAAGGAAUAACAGAAGUCAAGAAAGAAAUUAAGUCUAAGAUUCGUGAAUUAGCUAUCUUCUUGAAAGUCAAUGGGAGUGUCCAGUCUAGUUCUUCACAGCUAAAGGGAAAACGGGUCAAACAGGGUGAAUUGCUUUUUGGGCGAAAUAAACUAUUGUCUCUUAUGAUUGGGAAGAGUAAACCUUCACGAACUGAAGGAUCUAAGAAGCAGAUCAAGAAGAUCUUGAAAUAUAUUCUUCAAUUAUAUUCCUCCUUUUCUUCAGAGAUUGUUUCUGUGUUGUUGGAGUAUCUUUUUAAAGCUUUAAGUUCCUCAGAGUUGGAAGAGAAGGCAGACGAUGUUUCUAUUGGUCCAACUACAGAGAAGGUUUUGGCUGAUUGGAAGCUUGUCAUACUUAAACUGUGCAAUAAGGAACCAGAAUUACUUCUGAAUCUUCUUAAGGAAGUCCUUGAUAUGAUCGAGACUCGGGAAGGUAUAAAGCACGAAGAUAACCCAAAUAUGGAGAUUUUACAAUCAAGGACAGAGUUUCGGCUUUCUUCUUUGUUUGCAUGGCUUGUUGGAAUUCUCAGUAGAGUUCCUUCUGCAGCAGCAAAUGUGCCAAAAGGAGUUUUCCUUGGACUUGUUCAUAGAUGUCUUCUAAUAUCACAAUUAAUCAACAAGCAGCUCAUGGAUUCAGCAGUUCAGCUCACAGAACUGAUGGAUGACAACUACUUGAUGGAGAAAGUUAAAAGUUUCUCUCACAUUAGUUUGUGGAAUUUAGAGCAAGCAGAUGAUCAAAGCUCUUUAUUAACUUCAAAUAACAUUUUCCAAUUGGACGAAUCUAUACAUGAAGCAGCUAAACAGCUAGAGUUAUUUAAGCAUCAGGUUACGAAAAAUAAAACCCCAAAAGCGUUGGAUUGUGACACUAAAAAAUCACAGACAUGGACUCUAGCAAAAUCAUGGAACCCAUGUCCUAUUGGAAUGUUGCCCCGUGCUGUUGGGUCAUCCGGCCGUCUUCCCGUUCUUGACAUUAUCAACAAUGAAAAACAGAAUCAAGUAUCAUCUGGUUGUCUUCCCGUUGUUGACAUUAUUGACAAUGAAGAACAAGAUCUAAUAUGGGAAAAGGAAGAGAAUUGGAAAUUGACCCCACAAGGUGCAAAGAGAGAUGCCACAAUAGACCUUCUGCAACUUGAUAAUUCAACUGUUAAGAAGAUGAGAAAGACCGAAGAAUUUGGUGAAUUAAACAAUGAAUUACCACUGCAAGGGGGUAAAGGAUAUCUCAUAGUAGGCGGAGUUUGGAAGAAACUUACAGACGAGCUCCUAGUCAUUGAUUCUUCCAUUAAGAUUUUAGUUUAAUUUAUAUUUACUGCUUAGUUCUUAGCAAGAUUGAAUUCAUGAUAUGUUGGUUAUUUGUAUCCUCAUUUAUUUGUUUUAUUUUAAAAGGUAUGCCUGAAAUAUGCAAUUUCAUGAACA